AUGAGCCCUAUCAAACGUGUUGGUGGUGCGGCUGAACCAGCUGCACAUACCGUGGUGGUCGACGACCAUCACCUGGAAGAAAAGUCGGCAGCGCCUGCGGAGGCGAUCGAGAAGAUGCUAGCCAUGCUAGGAGACCUGUCCGAAAGGAUGAACCGGAUGGACGUCUCCCAGAGAGAGCAAGGCGGCAAGAACUGGAAGGGCUCACCCGAGUCGAGUAUCGCCAGUCGGCAACAGGAGGUCGGGGCAGGGAUUAAUCUCCAGACUUUGGACCGUACCCCUCCUAAGGAAUCCCCAAACGUGUCACCAGCAACCUAUUUCGGUAUUCGGCGACAACAACAGGCAGGUGUUGAAGGUCCUCACGCGAGAAAAGCAGAGGAAGGAGUCAACAUGGGUCAAGCACCCGUCCCUGGGAUAUACCGGGCAGGUUUGCCUGAAGGACGCUACCCCGGUAUGUGUAUGCCUAUCGGGGUGUGUGUUUACCCUGGGCAGCCGGGAGUCGGCAUGCCGGACGCGCAACAGCGGAAGCUGGCAUUGCAACCUUUCGACGAAAAGGAGCUCUACCACGGCCUUGGCUGUAGAUUCAUGGAGUGGGGCAAAGAAUUUGUCAGACAAGUCGGGUUUGCUGAGCGAGCGUGUGGUUUCGUGUGGCCAGAUGACAUCAAGGUUGAUGUUCUAGGUCAGCACCUAGCCGGCAAGGCACAGAUCUACUAUCGUCGUCAAGUGGAAACGUGGUGGUUUGAAAACCAAACCCUGGAACAUGCGAUGCAGAGACUACUGCAGACCUUCACGACGAAGAUCUCGCCAGCACAAAGCAUGAAGUUGUUCACAGCACCCAAGGCAUCCCAUAGAAACUGGACAGACCAUUUUCUGUACUUGAAGGCCGUCAGUGACGCCUGUGGAGGUGCAUACAACCUUGUGCUGGACAACAUCGUCCAUUAUGCUGACCCACACAUGCGAACGACGAUGUUGUCCAGAUUGGACAUUCAUCGCACCGAUUACCUGCGGCAAGCAGAUGAGUUGGCGCAAUUUGCCCAAUCGACGGAGGUGGAUACUCACUCGAAGAGUUUGGACGCGAUGUGGUGA
This is a messenger RNA of Peronospora matthiolae, 1083 nucleotides long. The record is from the annotation of a GenBank genome assembly. NCBI's taxonomy places the organism in Eukaryota, Oomycota, Peronosporomycetes, Peronosporales, Peronosporaceae.